CCAAUCACUGUGCCAAGAAAAAGGGCAAAAAAAAAACUAUGGCAGUUCCAAGAGUAGAGGAGGAGAACUUAGUGUUUGACAUAAAAAUAUCAUCAGUCGUGCCUGGUAAAAUCACAGGAGAAAACAAAACACAUGAGCUUAAAGGUAUAGACUUAGCCAUGAAAUUGCAUUAUCUUAAAGGUCUUUAUUUCUUCACUAAUAAUGGUUUAAGUAGUAGUACUAUAAGUGUGCUAAGUAUCCACGAAGCAAAGAAGUCUAUGUUUGAUUGUCUUAUUCCUUACUUCAUGGCUUGUGGGAGGAUUCGGAUGUCCGAGACUAGUGACAGGCCAACAAUCAAGCUGAACGACGCCGGAGUAAGGGUUGUCGAGGCGAAAUCGAGCAAGACGGUCGAUGAGUGGCUUGCUAUGGAGGACUUCCUCUCUUUGCAGGAUCACCUUGUGUAUAACCAUGUCCUUGGUCCUGACUUGCCCUUUUCUCCUCUUGUAUGCCUUCAGUUCACAUGGUUCAGGUGUGGAGGAGUUUCUGUGGGACUAAGCUGGGCUCACAUACUUGGUGAUGCAUUUUCAGCUUCAGAAUUCAUGAACACGUUUAGCCAAUAUAUUCAAAAUAACCAUCAACAACCAAAAACAAUUUCGUUACAAAAUACUCACCAACCUACACACCCACAUCCAAAUCCAACCCGACAACCCAUUUCAGUGAAACGGGUCGGCCCGGUUGGUAACCAUUGGGUUUUACCCGCCAACUAUAAGAUAGGUAUCCACUCUUUACAUCUUCCAUUAAAACAACUUCAUCAAUUGCAUUCAAAGGUAUAUGGUUCCAAAAUAAAUGAUAAUGGUCCAACCAAAUAUUUUGAGGUAAUUACAGCAAUUAUAUGGAGAUCCAUAGCAAAAAUUAGGAAAGAUAAGGAGACAGAUAUUGUGACCAUAUGUAGGUCAAAAACAAGCCAAAGACAACAAAUGAUGCCAUACAAUGGACAAGUAUUAAGCACAGUUGGUGCUAAUUGUUCAGUAUCAAGUGUUGAUCCAUCACUACUGGUAAAAUUCAUUGCUGAAAAUCUAGUUGAAGAAAAUGAAAUGGUUGAAGAAUUGGUGAAUAAGGAGUUAAGUACAUCUGAUUUUAUUGUUUAUGGGAGAAAUCUUACAUUUGUUGAUAUGGAAGAAGCUGAUAUCUAUAACUUUAAAUUGAAGGGAAAAUGUCCAGUAUUUGCUAGUUACACUGUUGGUGGAAUAGGUGAUAAAGGAGUUGUUAUGGUACUACCAGGGCCUAGAGAUGGGAAAGAUGGAGAAGAUGAUGGCAAAGUCAUUGUGCUACUCUUACCUGAAGAUGAAAUUGAAUGCUUGAAAAGUGAGUUAAAGAAUGAAUGGUGUAUUUAAUAAUGUAAUAUCAUUUUAAACUAGUUUAUGCUGUUGUCUAGAACAAAAGGUGAAAUAAUCAUGCUUUGCAUGUGAUUUGAGAAUGUAAUAUUAUUUGUAUGUUAUAUGCUUGUUAGUAGAUUACUGAAUUUUAUAUUAAGUGUUGUUAUUCAUCGUUCACAAUUUAGAGUUUCUAGCAUGUAAUACCAGUAUUUACAAUAAUUAAAUCAUGUAAACAUUCACUUGAAUUCAUUUCCUUUUGAAGUUAUUAUC
This is a messenger RNA of Beta vulgaris subsp. vulgaris (sugar beet), 1625 nucleotides long. Its product is annotated as protein ECERIFERUM 2. The coding region runs from base 39 to 1373 and encodes 444 amino acids. NCBI's taxonomy places the organism in Eukaryota, Viridiplantae, Streptophyta, Magnoliopsida, Caryophyllales, Amaranthaceae. The transcript is spliced from 2 exons. The record is from RefSeq and is a predicted model, not a curated record. Gene Ontology annotation, molecular function: acyltransferase activity, transferring groups other than amino-acyl groups.